Molecule: messenger RNA, 2443 nt
Organism: Mercenaria mercenaria
Lineage: Eukaryota; Metazoa; Mollusca; Bivalvia; Venerida; Veneridae
Product: solute carrier family 15 member 2-like
Exons: 22
Coding region: 251-2443 (730 amino acids)
Biological process (GO): oligopeptide transport; transmembrane transport
Cellular component (GO): membrane
Molecular function (GO): dipeptide transmembrane transporter activity
Source: RefSeq, a predicted model, not a curated record
UCACCGUUGAAAAUUAUUCAAGCGUCUACUUUAUGGCUGGCAGACGAACUGAGGAUAUAAAGAAUAUGGAAACGUCAAAAAGUUUUCAAAGUUUUACAACAGUUUCAAAACAGAUAAAUUUAUGAAACUUUGAAAGGGACUUUUAUCAACAAGGAUGAUUAACAUGGUCAACCCUUGAGGAUUAGAAACAGAUCAUAACAUUCCUUCUGUGAUACACCCUAAUUUGAAGACGAGUGGACUGUUCAGGAAGAUGGAGGCUGGAUAUGGAACAGUUAAAACUGAUGGAUAUAACUCUUCACAGACUGAUUCAGAAACAGAUCUGAUAGACAAGCAGAAAGGCAAGACAAAAUCAAAGAAAAAGUAUCCAUACUCAGUAUUUUUCAUUUUGUCAAAUGAAUUCUGUGAACGUUUCUCCUACUAUGGGAUGCGAGCAAUUUUGGUUCUGUACCUCACAAGAUGGUUGUCAUUUGAAGAGAAUCAAGCCACAUCAAUCUUCCAUGCAUUUUCUAUGAUGUGCUAUGCUAUGCCAUUGAUGGGAGCUGUUAUUGCUGAUGGAUACCUUGGUAGAUACAGGACUAUUUUAUACCUGUCUUGUGUGUACUUUGUUGGAAGUCUUGUCCUGUCACUGACAGCAUUACCCCCUCCUGAAUGGUAUGGACCAGCUGUAGGUUUGUUCCUUAUAGGAGUUGGUACAGGGGGAAUCAAGGCAUCUGUUGCUCCAUUUGGUGCUGAUCAGUUCUUACCUGGGCAGGAAAAAUGGCAAAACUCCUUUUUCUCAGCAUUUUACUUCAUGAUCAACCUUGGCAGCAUGAUCUCCACUUUUCUCACACCAAUACUUAGAGCUGAUGUGCAAUGUUUUGGUAAUGAUUGUUACGUCCUAGCAUUUAGUGUGCCGGCUGUACUCAUGCUCCUCUCUUUGGUGUUGUUUUUCCUGGGACGCAAUCAAUAUCAGAAAGUACCUCCGACUGGGAAUAUUAUUGGGAAGACAUUCAAAUGUAUAUAUUAUGGAGCUGUAGGGAAAAUGAAAAGAAAUAGAUAUGAAGAACCAAGAAGCCAUUGGUUGUACUAUGCUGAUGAUAAAUUUGAGUAUGGUUUCAUAGAAGAUGUGAGACAGCUGCUGAAGGUUUUGCUCAUGUUUGUGCCGCUGCCUUUGUUCUGGGCCCUCAGUGACCAACAAGGAUCAAGAUGGACACUUCAAGCAGAACACAUGGAUGGAAAUAUUGGAGCAUUAGGCACUGUGAAGCCAGAUCAGAUGCAAGCAUUGAACCCUUUAUUGAUACUUGCCUUGAUUCCAUUGUUUGAAAAAGUGGUGUAUCCAUUACUAGACAAGUGUAGGGUCCCUAACAGACCUUUGCAAAGAAUGGUUGCUGGACUAUAUAUAAGUGCAGCAGCAUUUGUGUGUGCUGGACUGGUACAACUGAAAAUUGAUGAGAGACUGGUGUUAUGUUCAUCAAACACCCUACCUUGCAAUGUUCAUAUAAAAUCACCCAUGUUCAGUGAGGAGUUAAACAGUUUGGGAAUGAGUGAUUUCAUUGUGACUGACAGUGGAAAAUACAAAAUGACUGCUGAAUCUAAGUGCAAAGGCCAGAAUUAUAAAUUUGAAAAGACUUUCCAGUGUUCAGAAUUGAAGGCAUAUAGAAUGAUAUUGUACUUUGAUGUGAACAAGGACUUGAAAUUGUCACAAUUUCCAGACCAGAGAGAUAAACCAAAACAUGGAAAUGCGGCAUUAAGUAUGUUUAGUACAGAUGAUCUAGUUGAUACUCUCACCAUUAUGUCUACAAGUGCAGAUGCUCUGUCGUCCUCAGAUAUAGGGAUACAUUUUAAUGUGACCCCUUUUAAAGCAACAGAUUUUAUGGAGGUGGAACCACUGCGAUAUAAGAUAUAUGAACUGAGUGUAGUAUUUUCAAAGUUGAUUGACACUAGUCCAGAAUUUACGCUUAAAGCAGGUGGUGUUUAUACAGCCUAUGUUCACAACAAUGGGACUGAGUCUGUUGUUCACCUGUUUGUGGAUGUAACAGAAAACACAGUUUCUAUGAUGUGGCUUAUACCUCAGUAUAUACUCAUCACCCUUGGAGAAGUACUGUUCUCAGUUAGUGGGUUGUCCUUUGCCUAUUCCCAGGCACCAACAUCACUGAAGUCUGUUGUUCAAGCAGUUUGGCUGGUUACAGUGUCAUUUGGGGAUCUGGUUGUGAUAAUUGUGGCAAAUAUACACUCGAUACCAUCACAGAUGGUUGAAUUCUUCAUAUUUGCUACCCUCAUGUUUGUUGACACUAUCAUAUUUAUGAUAAUGUCAAAGUUCUACACUUACAAAGCGAAUUCCCUUGACUACUGCGAGCUGGUUGAAGAAGCGCCAGAAAUUAAUGUUUCGGAAAGAUCUGGAGGAGAGGAGCAUCCAUUGAAGAGCAUGACUAUGCCAAAGCCUACUACUAAAACAAAACUUUAA